GCAGCUUCAAAGCAGACUCCCACUGGACAGAGCAACAAACUCCCAGCAGCCUUUGCAACAACCCGGAAUGGUCCACAAGGGUCAGAGAAGGAAAGGUGGUGUGGUGUGCGGAGGAAGGCAGACAAGCAGCUCCUCCAUUGCCAUGGCAACCAUUCCCGACUGCGUGGACAACGCCACACAGACUGACAUCUCCUUCCAGCACGGUGGGAGGGGCCAAGGUCGCCAGGGUGAUGGGGGCUCCUCCCCUCCCCCGCCCACAGAGCAUCACCAGCUGGGGGAGGAGCCAGAGAACAUCUGUCCUCACCAUCCAUCUCCCCUCAGCUGCACCUUGGACCACCAGCUGGAGUACCAGGUCCACCACCAGCUGGACCACCAGGAGGUGGCGCUCUACAAGUCCAGCCAGGAGGAGAAGCUGGGCCUGACGGUGUGCUACAGGACAAAGGACGAGGACCACCUGGGCAUCUACGUGGGCGAGGUCAAGCCAGACGGCAUCGCCGCCAAGAACGGACGCAUCAGAGAGGGAGACAGAAUACUUCAGAUCAACGGCCUGGACAUCCAGAACCGAGAAGAAGCGGUGGCCAUUUUGAGCCGAGAUGAUAGCAUCAACUUCUCUCUGCUGCUUGCUCGACCCAACUUGAAGGACGAGGCAACAGAGACCACCAGAGCGACCCAGGAGGACCGAGCCUUCUUGGACAUGCUAAAUAAUCAAGAGCCCUCCUCUGGUUCUUGGAGCCUGUGUCAUGGAGGACCACCUGAGUUGUCCAUCGGAGGACAACUGGAUGAUGAUGAAGGUGACACGGAGGAAGGACAAAAGGCGGAGCGCCCAGUGCCCCUCCCCCCGCUGCUCAACCUGCUGUCCACCAGCCAAGACCUGGACAGCGGACUGGGUCGCACCGACGACAGCACGCGCUACGAGGAGUCCUCCGAGCACGACCUGCUGGGGGAUCAAACCAGCGCCUGCAACACCGGCACCACCAACACACCCGGCAGCACCCGCAAGUUCCGGCCAGGACCCAGUCCAAGACUAAGUCCAAGACCCAGUCCCGGGUUCUGCCCUAGCCCCAAGCUGGCCCCCAGUCCUGGCAAUGGCCGAGGAGACUCGACCCCUCCUUUCCUACACCUGCCUGACCUGCAGCUCUGCUCUGACUUUCUCACUGGACCGGACUGGACAGAGCCAGCCCACCACAAGCCCCAGCCGCACAGGAGUCCUGGAAACACGAUGACCAUGCCUGGCCUGACGGAGGACGAGUGCCAGCAGUACCAGGGGCUGCUUGAGAUCAGGUACCAGUACGAGUACGAGUCCCAGGUCAAAGAGUCAGGUCUUGAGGAGGGAAAAGACGGAGAGGAGUGGGAGGGAGGAGAAGUGAGCGUGAGCGAGCACCAGAUGGCGCUGGUGGAGGAGGAGCUGCGUCACCUGGAGUUCAAGUGUCGCAACAUCCUGCGCGCUCAGAAGAUGCAGCAGCUCCGGGAGCGCUGCCUGAAAGCCUGGAUGAUGGAGGAGACCACAGGUAUUUUUGACGGCGAUGAGAGCCGAGAGUUGUCAGCCAUCAACGAGCUCCCGAAACGUUCCAAUGACAGCACCGGCGCCUACAACAGCAGUCGCAGCACUCCAUUAGACAGCUGUGGGCAGAUACCGCCUCUCCAGGAAGAAGACCACAACACAGGCAGACCGCCAAUGUACCCGCCUACACUCCUAGCCCUCAGUCACCUUCCACCCUUCAACUCGCCCAUCGCUAGCCGUCGCCGAGACCGUGAGAGGCGACACUCCAAUCUCGGGUGCUCACUCUCGCCUGGCGCUGGACGGAGUUACGACCAGGGGAACAGCUCACGCUCCAUGCCUUCCACGCCUUCCAAGUUCAGAUCUCUGUCCAAAGAGGCGGGCUCAUCUUCUAGGAGGGAUGUGGCUGGCGAAGAGCUGGGCUCCAAAACUGCUGCCACUCCUAUCAGGCAUGGAGGAGGCAGCGGAAAGUCCAGCCCCUUCUUGUCCCACCAAAGUAGAGUCAAACCCUUGGAACGCUACCAGAGCUGCAUCGCGCUGCCUUCUGAUGGCCUGGUAGAGCCGCUGGAUCGGCUCUUGAGAGGAGAGGGAGGGGAGAGAGGGGAGGGCACAGGCAGCAGCGGGCCCGCCAGUCCCCGCAGCGUGAAUAGCGCCCCAUGUGGUCUGGAGGAGCAGCAUGCAGUCUCACGGUUGGGACUGGCGUUACCGCUUGGGUUGCUGCACUCGUCGCCAACGUCUACAUCACAGCGCAUGGAAUGGAAGGUGAAGAUCCGCAGCGACGGCACACGUUACGUGGCCAAGCGGCCUGUGAGAGACCGCCUGCUCAAGGCCAGAGCCAUGAAGAUCAGAGAGGAACGUAGCGGCAUGACGACUGAUGACGACGCUGCCAGUGAGAUGAAGCAGGGGCGAUACUGGAGCAAAGAAGAGAGGAAGCAGCAGCUGCUGAGAGCCAGAGAGAACAGACGAAGGAGAGAGUUCAUGAUGCAGAGCCGCCUGGACUACUUGAAGGGGGAUAGGGAUACAUCAUCAUCACAAGGCGGCGCUGAAGAGCCUCCAUCUGUUUAUGUACACAAGGACAACAGCAUCCUCCUCCUGAGCCAGAAGAGGAGCACCAAGAAGAGGAAUCGACGCAUCCUGGACAACUGGGUGACCAUCCAGGAUCUGCUGGCUCACGGCUCGCGAUCUCCAGACGGAAAGAAAAUAUUUAAUCCACUCCUCUCCGUGACCACGGUGUGACCCAAACAGGUCAUAACGAGAAGAAAGACACAGAGAUGCUGUGACCAAAUCAUUGCUUUUAAAAGUGUGGGAAUAAGGAUUCUAAUUGUGUGGAAUUGAUUGUUGAUUAUUAGAACUGGAAAAUUCAACCAGCAGAGGUACGGAUGAUUCAGUCUGGACUAGUUUAAUGUUGAAAGAAGAACAAGAAGAGCUAAGUCAAUGCAGAUGUCCACUAUGGCAAGUCUACUGUGAUCAAUAUACUAAUACAUCAAUUCAUAUUCAAAAUAACCCCUUGUUAAUUGUCUGCAACUCAUUCUGCCAUAGCAGAAACAUAUUUGACAUUGGUAUUCUCAUGUCUCUGUUCCUUGACCAUUCCAUGGUCGACACACAGAACAGUGGUCAGAGAGAAAAACAACUCGUGUAGAUCAGAGCACAGGAGAUCUUAUGUGAAAUCAACAAAUUCAAUUUGUCUUUAACAUUUCAGACAGGACUUUCCUCCAGAACUGGAUGUUCAAAUCCACCAUUGCCCAGCUCUCAUUAUGGCUGCUUUGUCGCAGAAGACUUUAGGUCAAGCCUUAAAAAACAAAACCCCAAUAACUCUCUACUAUAUCCUUGGCUGCACCUGGAGAUUCUGUCCUUAAACAUAACCAGCCUUGACCAACAUCUACAACCAACCAUUUGCUGGAAAUGUCAGCACAAAAGCCCAUACAGUCGCAGAGAACACCACAGAGAAAGCACAAGGACUCCCAAGUAUUUCCUAAAGAUCUGGUCCAAUGGUCCGCAUUGUUCCUGGAUCUCAGGUUGGACAAACAGCCAGACUCACCUUUCAAGUUCUUGGGAAAAUACUUUUCAAGCAAGGGUAUUAUCACUUAUUAGAGGUGAAGCGGACGGAGGCGGUAGCCAUGUUUCUGCCUCACACAAAGUGCACAAUGCCCACCAGGCAGCUUCUGUUGAAUGUACAAGGUCACAGGCUGCUCAUGUUCCAGACCAGGUUCUGCUUCAAGUCAAGACCAACUUGAGUUCCAGUUCAAAAGUGUUUUUAUUGACUUAAAGAAUGCAUGGAUUAUUCAAUGAUUAAAUAUGCUUCAAAUGUAGUCAAUGUUUGUACUUCCCAUGCUAUAGUUCUUUACAGUCAAUAAAGUACACAAGCUGUUCCAAACCAC
This is a messenger RNA of Nerophis lumbriciformis (worm pipefish), 3876 nucleotides long. NCBI's taxonomy places the organism in Eukaryota, Metazoa, Chordata, Actinopteri, Syngnathiformes, Syngnathidae. The record is from RefSeq and is a predicted model, not a curated record.